Molecule: messenger RNA, 1125 nt
Organism: Nymphaea colorata (pocket water lily)
Lineage: Eukaryota; Viridiplantae; Streptophyta; Magnoliopsida; Nymphaeales; Nymphaeaceae
Exons: 5
Coding region: 89-907 (272 amino acids)
Source: RefSeq, a predicted model, not a curated record
CCUUGGUACUGCACGGGGCAAGAACACGCAGGACGCCACGGUCGUCGGCGACUCUGGCAGAGCUGCUCAGUGGAGGGUCGGGAUUGGAAUGGCGAUGGAAGCGGUCGAGGAGGAGGAGGAGGAGAGACGGCGGGUGGCGGCGAUGGGUUCCUACAGGGGGACGGUGCUGGCGAUGAGGGACGCGGCGGAGGAAAUCCUUCUGCUAUGGGCGUUCCGGCAGCCUUCUGCCAGGCCUCCCAACGCCUUCGCGCGCCAGUCGUCGCUUUCUCUCAAGAUCGAAGCAUGCGGCCACAACCUCAUCGUCCACCAGUCCCCGUCCUCGUUGGGUACACCUGGAGUAACUGGUGCUGUAAUGUGGGACAGUGGUGUCGUUCUUGCAAAGUUCUUGGAGCAUGCUGUCGAUUCCGGUUCACUCGAUCUUCAAGGAAAAAAGGCUGUAGAACUCGGCUCAGGAUGUGGACUGGUAGGUUGCAUUGGUGCCCUACUUGGAGCUGAAGUCAUUCUAACAGAUUUGCCUGAUCGAUUGAAACUACUGAGGAAGAAUGUUGAAGACAACCUGAGCCACGGUCAAAUACGAGGUUCUGCCGUAGUUUCUGAGCUCACAUGGGGAGAUGAUUUAUACCUUGAGUUGAUCGAUCCCUUACCGGACUUUGUAUUUGGAUCGGAUGUUGUCUAUAAUGAAGCUGCUGUCGAUGAUUUGCUUAUCACCCUCAGGCAACUAUCUACAAAUCAUACCACCAUUUUCAUAUCAGGAGAACUGCGAAAUGAUGUUGUACUCGAAUACUUUUUAGAAGCUGCCAUGAAGGAUUUUACAGUUGGGCAAGUGGAACAGUCCCAGUGGCAUCCGGACUAUCAGAACGAACGAAUAGUUAUUUUUGUUCUAGUCAAGAAAAAGUUUGUGGCCUAACUUGACGAUGGUCUUCAUUUUACUUUUUGUUCAGCCCAUGUUUUUCUUUCAUCUUCUCUCGCUUUGGAAGUAAUCCAUCAAUCAGCUAGCCUUCUUCAGCUGUUUGCAUUAAAACUAUAAAUAAGAGAAAUGCUACUUGAACAAGGUAUGUCAUGUACAAAAUACUAGUCUGCAGUUUUUCUGUUUUUGACCCCAAAAAACCAUAAUUUUGCCUCGAA